This is a messenger RNA of Helobdella robusta, 978 nucleotides long. RefSeq lists its product as hypothetical. Gene Ontology annotation, cellular component: cytoplasm. Gene Ontology annotation, molecular function: calcium ion binding; calcium-dependent phospholipid binding. The record is from RefSeq and is a predicted model, not a curated record. The coding region runs from base 1 to 978 and encodes 325 amino acids. NCBI's taxonomy places the organism in Eukaryota, Metazoa, Annelida, Clitellata, Rhynchobdellida, Glossiphoniidae. The transcript is spliced from 9 exons.
AUGAAAAUUGUAACAAAGGCUGAAGGAACAUUGAAAGCAUGGCCUAAUUUCAACUCUGAAAAUGAUUGUGAGAAGUUGAGGAAAGCAAUGAAAGGAUUGGGAACAGAUGAGAAAUCCAUAAUUGACGUGUUGGGCUACAGAACAAACAUUCAAAGAAUGCAUAUUGUCAAACAGUUCAAAGCAAUGUUUGGAAAGGAUCUGGCGAAGGAGCUAACGAGCGAACUUAGUGGUAAAUUUUUGACGUGUUGCGAAGCACUCUGCUUGCCUCCUGACGUGUUUGAUGCCAGUCAAAUCAAGAAAGCGGUCAAGGGUCUUGGUACAGAUGAAGAUGUCUUGAUUGAAAUUCUCUGCACAAGAACCAACAAACAAAUUGAAGCAAUGAAGAUUGCGUACAAACAAUUAUUCAAAUCCGAGCUGGAGAAAGACAUUCGCGGUGACACCUCAGGUCAUUUCCGCAAGCUGCUCAUCUCGCAGCUGCAGGCCAACAGGGACGAAAAUUUAACUUACGACCUCACCAGCGUGCAAGAUGACGUCACUGAGUUGCUGAGGGCGGGACAGGACAAGUGGGGUACUGAUGAAUCCGUUUUCAAUAAGAUCAUGUGCCAGAGAAGUCAGGCACACUUGAGAGCUCUGUUCAGGGAAUACUCCAAAAAAUCAAAUAAAAACAAAACCGUUCAAGAUGCCAUUAGUAGUGAAUUUUCUGGAGACGUCAAAAAUGCCCUUUUAGCAAUUGUGAACGUGAUAGAAAAUAAGGUGGGGUACUUCGCUGAUCUGCUUCACAAAUCGAUGAAAGGACUAGGAACAAAUGAUGACCAGCUGAUAAGAGUCGUCGUUUCAAGGUGUGAGUGUGACAUGGUGCAAAUAAAAAAAGAAUUUGAGAGAAAAUUCAAUCAGCCACUACAGCAAUGGCUGAAAGACGAUACGAGUGGAGAUUACAGAAAGAUUUUGCUGGCUUUGAUUGGAGAGCCUAUUAAGUAA